Molecule: messenger RNA, 2968 nt
Organism: Dermacentor andersoni
Lineage: Eukaryota; Metazoa; Arthropoda; Arachnida; Ixodida; Ixodidae
Source: RefSeq, a predicted model, not a curated record
GGCAACAUACAGCCACUACGGCUACGGGUGUUACGGCCUGCUACCUGCGUGCCCGCUUCUACGGUACUGUGUAUUAGAGUGUACUAGGUUACGUGAAGGUGGUUACGCACAACGUUGCAGGGGCGCAUACCUAGGUAUAAUCCAUAGGUAUUCCGUUCCAGUCGAAGUUGCACCCGCUUGAGGGAUGGUCUUUACCUGUUUCAUGUAACUAGAAGGACCUGUUAUGUCUGAAAACACAGAUUUGAAGUCUGAGAUAACGCCUGAGGGUGAUGCUCAGGCAGCACCGCAUGCACCUGCAAGAGAGUCCUCGCAGCCAAGUGAUGCCCCCAAGAGCUCCUGGGUCAAGUUUGAUGAUGAUGGCUCUGCGGCAGCCACAAUUGAACCUUCACAGACGCAGACAGUCGAGCCCCCAUUGCCUGUUAAAAUGGAUGCUCUGCUCAAGAAAGUGCCUUCUCCUGCCGAGUUGCGGACAGACUUGGGACCCUUGGCACCACCCAGGCCUCCAGCUGCUGGCAGCUUCUCCGUACCCCCUGUAGCUGUCUGCCCUCCUGCACCAGCUAGGCUCAAGCCCCGGGCGUCAGCUGAGCCACAGGCCGUUAGCAACCACAUAGCACCCAUAACCACACACAGGCUGGAAUCGGUUGCUGUGCCCCUCAGUGAGCGUCUGGCUACGAGAACUUCGUCUGCCACUGUCUUUAAUAAUGGUGACAUCAUUGUGAAUGCCCUACCAACUAACAGGCGUUGUGCAUGGAUCACCAAAGCAGAGUUCAAGCCCGAGCUGGUGCCAGAAGAGCUGAUGGCCACUGGUCUUACGCUGACUGUGGAAGAAUAUGUGGCAGCCAUGCAAGUUCUUGUGCACGAUGUGCGCUUCACCCUCUACAAUGUUUGCUACAAGCGGCUCUUGCUGGUCUGGGUGCUUCUGGGUUUCUUCAUUCUUCUCUGCCUGCUGUUCUCUGGUGUUCGAGGCCUCGCCCUCUUUGGUGGUGGCGUUGUCUGGCUCGUGGUCAACGCCCUGGGCAUUUUCGUCUGUAUGUGGCUUAAAUUCAAGUUGCUCCACAUGCUCGAGCGGUGUAUUGCCAGCAUCAACAGCCUCUUCUUCCGUCACAAGAUAUUGCUUGGACUUGACGACCGUGGAAAGAUUUCAUGUCACAAAGUUCACCUCAUAUUUGUCUAUUUUGAUGUUAGCCAAUGCAUUAGGUAUCUAUACGAGAUGCUGGAAAACCAAGACCGUCAAGAUGCCCUUGAUGCAAGGGCCACGGGGGACACCACCAACUCAGCCAGAAAUGGUGCAGCACUAUAUCCAGUUGAUAGGACACGAAUGGACAUUGACAUGUCAGACAUCAUCAUUACAGGAAGCAGCUCUACAACUCGUAUCUCGCAGAGAGAGAAGUAUGCUGAAAAGCUUCUCCUCCGCUACAGCCAACGUUGGGUGAAAGAAUUUGUCAGAAAACGACUAGACCUCAACAUGCCAGUGCAUCCCGAUGGUUUUGAGGAUGGCCCCUGUCCUCCAGCUCCACCUCGCCAUUGUGCCCUGGCACGCUGUCCCUGCCAGUUCAUUGAAGAGCACCUACGUUUUAAGCCUCUCACUAAGUGCAGCCUCUCAGAGCUCUGUUUUUAACCUUCUUUUCUCCGCCUUUCUUGCAUGCCAGCAGCAUCAUCAAGGUUUUCUUUAAGCUCCAUCACUCAAGCAUGGUAGCCUCAUCGAACAAAGGGAUCUGUAAUGUGUUGCCGAACAGCAUGUUCAGGCAGGUUGUGAGGGUCAAAUUGCACACAAAAGUGCGCAAAGCGUAUCAGAAAGAUGAGCAGUUUGUUGGCAGCUGCACUCAACUUGCUAUGGUUGUGACUACCUUGGCAUGUGCUUUUGGAGAGUAACAGUAAGUUUACUGAAGAAAGGAAAGUUUCUGAAAAAUGCCAGGCAGCAGUUUAAACUUGGCACACACUAGAAGUGUUGCAUUGUACUUAAUCCUUAUGGUUGGACUUAAUGUGACCAGUCAAUCCAGGGCAGAAUAACAGGUAGCUUUGUUGCCUAAAGUAAACUAGAAAUCAAGAACGACUUAGAAUUAAGUAUAAGCUUGAAGAAUGUCAUCAUUCAGAGAAAGUAGUACAUGUGAUCUGCCUGACCUGAGUGGGUUGUCAGCACUUCAUUGCAUUUUAAAAGCAUCAAAGAUGGCCUGCUGAGGGUAUCUUGCUGCAUUUCUUUACAUCCCCAUUUUAUCGAAAUGCCAGGACGUAGUGGUACAAUUCUUGUCAUGUGUGACAUUUCCAGUUUGCUAAUUCCAGCUGGCAGCUGUGUUGGAAAGUCCAACAUGUGAUUAUAUGAGUCAUUUUGCAUUGGCAUUGUAUAUUGCUCUGCACAGUUAUGUGGUUUUUGCUAAUUGCUGUUAGUAUGGCUAUUGAAAAAUUGGCCUAAUGUUUACAGCAACUUCUGCAAUAUUUCUGAUGAAGUGCCAUGAUGAGGUUACUUGCAUUUUGGGCUGUGGUAUGACUUCACAGUUUGUCACUACACUUACCAGUUUAUGACAAGCGAAAUUGUCAUUGAUUAUUGGCCAUUUUAUGGUCCGUGACAAGUGCUCUUCUUCGUGUAUCCUUUGGUACCAUCUGCAUGGUUUAAAACGGUGAGGUCAGCAUGUCAAACAUCGCUUCUCACUUGGUUGAGUUUUAAAUUAUGUUAAAAUUUUCCUAUUUUACUGCCAUUUUUAGCAUGAAAUGAAACUGUUAAAAGGCUAAUGGUGAUGCUAGCAUGAUCAAUCCACUUAGAGUGGGCUAAUUGUGUGCAGUUUACAUAUCUAUGUCCCAGUUGUAACAGUUCUGGUCGAUGCAUGUGAGCUGUGCGAAAUUGUUUCAAAAUUAACUUUUUUUUUAUUGUGCGUUUUUUUAGAGUGCCGAUGUCUCCACAUUUUGAGAAGGGAAAGUCUGCUGUUGAGUUAUGCCAUGCAUAUAGUGCCCUUAAAGAUAAGUUGUUUUCUGA